AUGCCCGCAAGAGAGAACGAUGACUACGUGCCAGAUGAAGGUCAUUCAGUAUCUGGGAACUCUCGAAAGCCCAAGCAUCUCCUCACUGGCGGACACGCACCGCGCCCAGGGCAGCGGGGAGAAAACAAACGCAAACGCGGAGAAAAGCCUGUCGUCCAGGUCAAAUGGACUCCCCAGCUCACAGAGCAAUUGUGGGCCUUGAUCAAGGCAAAACCUGAACUCAAGCGGUUGCUUGUCAACGAACCAUCACGUCAUUUGGGUCCCAUGGGGGCUGGUAUGCAGCUUUUCAGCAAAAAGGACCUGCAACGAACCAUCGCGGAACAUCUCUUCAACGACGGAUCAUACGACUUGAACGACCCGGUUGUAAUGGAUAACCUUACGAGAGCAGUGAAGAAUAAGCUACACAAGACACAAAUGCUGUAUGAUGAGGCCCAACGUCAGAUGCCACAACUCAAAGAUGAAUACCAAUCCGAGGAUCAGAUUCCUCCGGAGCAUCGGGCCCUAUGGAGCAAGAUUAAAGAUAGGUUUCCCACCUAUUUUGAAUACCACGAACUGGCCCUCGAGCUACCGGCUAUCAUCGCCCAGAUGGCGAGAGACGCACAGCAGUUCGGGGCCUGGAAGUCGAGGGCAUUGAGCGUAUCCGACGGUGGCAGUGAGAAUUCAUUCAUCAGUAAUCAUCAACGAGCCAGGAGCGUCGAAACUUCCGCUAGUUUUGAAGUGCCGGAGGAAUUCGAAGUACUGCCCCCUCCCGUCGAUACCCAAGCCACCUUCUCCGAUGCCGAGCCCUUUGGACUCCCGGUUAGCCACGGCAUAUCGCCCAUAAGCCCCAGCUUGAGCCCCGCGGUUUCACCAUCUGGACGUUUUAUGCCUCUUCAACAAACAUCAUUUGGAAACGACGCACACCUGGCCACCUGGUCCGCACAGAACGCAGGCGCCAUGGGCCGACCUGUCAGCGCCGGCGCGCUCCCGUCACACAUCCAUACCAACCAACAGUUCAAACAGGCCAAUGAUGGUAUUCCAGGAAAUUGGACGACUGGUCUCACCAAUCAGCUUACUCAAGAGCCUCAAAGCUAUGAUAACUCGGCCAUUGGACCAUGGUCGAGCACGGCGUCACCUCUUGCACCCGUUCCGUCACAGGCACGCUUCCCGUCCAUGUCAGUUCAAGAUGUCUCUCGCAAUGGACAACAUCUAUCUGCACAGACCUCUCGGCGCGUGCCAUCUGGGAAGCAUCGCCGUGGUCCUUCAAUGGAAGGCUUUGGGAAUGGAGAGCAUCCACCGCCGUCCCUUAGCCCUCAGGCUACUAGUCCAUUCUCCAACGUCGAUUAUUCGUCUAACUCUGGCUCGCCGGAGAUGCCCAUGUCGGACAGUCAAGACGAGAAAACGAUGGACGCGCUGUUCUCUAUCCUUCGCGAGCGGGAAUUGCGCAAGCGCCAACGCCAGGAAGAGUGGAUUAGGAUUGAGAACAAACGGCUCGAAGACCGAGAGAAGCAGAGGAUAGAAAACCAGCGUCAGCGAGAAGAGAAUGAACGUCAACGGCAACACGAGGCAAUGAUCAUGGAACAGCGACUCCAAUACGCACGCCUUGUCGCGCCAGCACAAUACCGGAGCGGCAGUGUCCCCACGCAAACUGGAUCCAACGUGACGAGCCCUAUCAAUCUGAAUGAUCAGCAAGAUCCCAUGGCGGGAAUGUAUACCAAUCCGUCUAUCGGCAUGAACGAUAUGAUGGCACAAUUCUCCUCGAUCGCACCCGAGUCGCAUGGCUCUUACGAACAGCAACAACAGCAGCAUCCUCAGCUCCGCAGCAUGGGCGUCCAUGUCAGUCCGUAUCAGCCUCCUCGCGGCGUGGCGCAUCUCGACAUGUCCGAGGCGGUUCCGACCCAGACGUUUGCCAACGAGCCGCUCAACGACCAGCAAUUGGAGGAUUUCUUUGGGACGGGCGUACCAAGUCAUUAG
Messenger RNA from Serendipita indica DSM 11827, 1953 nucleotides. The record is from the annotation of a GenBank genome assembly. NCBI's taxonomy places the organism in Eukaryota, Fungi, Basidiomycota, Agaricomycetes, Sebacinales, Serendipitaceae.